Rhizophagus irregularis DAOM 181602=DAOM 197198 is the source of this 375-nucleotide messenger RNA. RefSeq lists its product as uncharacterized. NCBI's taxonomy places the organism in Eukaryota, Fungi, Glomeromycota, Glomeromycetes, Glomerales, Glomeraceae. The record is from RefSeq and is a predicted model, not a curated record.
AUGUCUCUAGUUCCAUUAUAUUGGAUAGUAUCACAAAAUUCUGGAAAGGUUCUUGAUGUUAUAGAUGGCUCCACUCAAGUUAAUUCCAGAGUUGUUCAAUAUCACAAAAAAUCUUCAGAGAUGUGUAUUACGUUCAAAAUAGAUAGCGUAAAAUCCGGUCUAGUGAUUGGUGUCGAUGGACCCACUGAUCCUGGUUCAGAUUUAAAUAAUGCAACAGUGAUUCAAAUUAAUAAGAAAGAUGGUCAUAGAUGGGUCUAUGAUGACAUUAACAAUCAUAUCACCUUGAUUGAUACAAACUUUGCUUUUGAUCUUAGGGCCAACUCUAGUGAUGAGAACGUGCUUGUCUUGUAUGCGAAAAAUUCAGAGCUGUGGUAA